CCGUUUAGUGUGUUUGCGGUCAUCAAAAUGGCUGCCAGUGACAGUAAAGCUCCCCUUAGAACGGUUAAAAGAGUGCAGUUUGGUAUCCUUAGUCCCGAUGAAAUUCGUCGCAUGUCAGUCACAGAGGGCGGUAUCCGCUUCCCGGAGACGAUGGAAGCGGGCCGCCCCAAAUUGGGCGGUCUCAUGGACCCACGACAGGGAGUUAUUGACCGUCACUCCCGGUGUCAAACUUGCGCCGGUAACAUGACCGAAUGCCCUGGUCAUUUUGGACACAUCGAACUGGCAAAGCCAGUGUUCCAUGUGGGCUUCGUAACAAAAACCAUAAAAAUUUUAAGAUGCGUUUGCUUUUUCUGUAGCAAACUGUUAGUCAGUCCGAAUAAUCCAAAAAUAAAAGAGGUUGUGAUGAAGUCAAAAGGUCAACCUAGAAAGAGGUUGGCUUUUGUGUACGACCUUUGCAAAGGAAAGAAUAUUUGCGAAGGUGGUGAUGAAAUGGAUGUCGGUAAGGAAGGUGAAGACACCACAGGAAAGAAACAAGGUCAUGGUGGUUGCGGCAGGUACCAGCCCAAUAUUAGGCGAACAGGCCUAGACUUAACUGCAGAAUGGAAACACAUAAAUGAAGACACUCAAGAGAAGAAAAUUGCCUUAACGGCAGAAAGAGUGUGGGAAAUUUUAAAGCAUAUUACAGACGAGGAAUGUUUCAUUCUGGGAAUGGAUCCGAAAUACGCGCGUCCGGAUUGGAUGAUAGUCACGGUAUUGCCGGUACCGCCUUUACCCGUGCGACCAGCAGUCGUGAUGCACGGUUCGGCCAGGAAUCAGGACGAUUUGACACACAAACUGGCCGACAUUAUCAAAUCGAACAACGAGCUGCAACGGAACGAAGCUGCUGGAACUGCUGCACACAUUAUUCAAGAAAAUAUCAAGAUGUUGCAGUUCCACGUGGCUACUUUGGUUGACAACGACAUGCCUGGUAUGCCAAGGGCAAUGCAAAAAUCCGGCAAACCUUUGAAAGCAAUAAAAGCUCGGCUGAAAGGCAAAGAAGGACGAAUCAGAGGAAAUCUUAUGGGUAAACGUGUGGAUUUCUCCGCACGUACUGUAAUCACACCGGAUCCGAAUCUUCGGAUCGAUCAAGUCGGUGUGCCCAGAAGUAUAGCACAGAAUAUGACGUUUCCAGAAAUUGUGACACCAUUCAACUUUGAAAAGAUGCUGGAAUUAGUGCAAAGAGGUAACUCACAAUAUCCCGGCGCAAAAUACAUUGUUAGAGACAACGGUGACAGAAUAGAUUUAAGGUUUCAUCCUAAGCCAUCCGACUUGCAUUUACAAUGCGGUUACAAAGUUGAAAGGCAUAUACGUGACGGAGACCUGGUAAUAUUCAACCGUCAACCUACUCUUCACAAGAUGAGUAUGAUGGGUCACAGAGUAAAAGUAUUGCCGUGGUCCACAUUUCGCAUGAACUUGUCCUGUACUUCGCCUUACAAUGCCGAUUUUGAUGGAGAUGAAAUGAAUCUCCACGUACCACAAAGUAUGGAGACGAGAGCGGAGGUCGAGAACCUUCACAUUACCCCUAGACAAAUUAUUACCCCCCAAUCCAAUCAACCCGUUAUGGGUAUUGUACAAGAUACCCUCACAGCUGUAAGAAAAAUGACCAAAAGAGACGUGUUUAUUGAAAAGGAACAGAUGAUGAACAUUCUUAUGUUCUUACCCAUUUGGGAUGGUAAAAUGCCCCGACCGGCCAUUUUAAAACCGAAACCGUUAUGGACUGGUAAACAAAUCUUUUCCUUAAUCAUUCCUGGAAACGUGAACAUGAUCCGCACCCAUUCAACACAUCCGGACGAUGAAGAUGACGGCCCUUACAAAUGGAUUUCUCCAGGAGACACUAAAGUUAUGGUAGAACACGGCGAACUCAUUAUGGGAAUAUUGUGUAAAAAAUCACUGGGUACAUCAGCCGGUUCUUUACUUCACAUAUGUAUGUUGGAAUUGGGUCACGAAGUAUGUGGCAGAUUCUACGGUAACAUCCAGACGGUGAUUAACAAUUGGUUGCUCCUCGAAGGUCACAGCAUUGGUAUCGGUGAUACAAUUGCUGAUCCCCAAACCUAUUUGGAAAUUCAGAAAGCAAUCAAGAAAGCUAAAGAAGAUGUAAUAGAGGUUAUUCAAAAAGCCCACAACAUGGAAUUAGAGCCGACACCAGGUAAUACACUUCGUCAGACUUUCGAAAAUCAAGUAAACAGAAUUUUGAACGACGCUCGUGACAAAACUGGUGGUUCUGCCAAAAAGUCUCUUACUGAAUACAACAACUUAAAGGCUAUGGUGGUGUCAGGUUCCAAAGGUUCCAACAUUAAUAUUUCCCAGGUUAUUGCCUGUGUAGGACAACAAAACGUAGAAGGAAAACGUAUACCGUUUGGUUUCCGUAAGAGAACACUGCCCCAUUUCAUCAAAGACGAUUAUGGUCCGGAAUCCAGAGGAUUCGUCGAAAAUUCAUAUCUGGCUGGUUUAACCCCAUCUGAGUUCUACUUCCACGCCAUGGGAGGUCGUGAAGGUCUUAUUGAUACUGCCGUAAAAACCGCCGAAACUGGUUAUAUUCAGCGUCGUUUGAUUAAGGCUAUGGAAUCUGUAAUGGUUCAUUACGAUGGAACAGUUCGUAAUUCAGUUGGGCAACUUAUUCAGUUGCGUUACGGUGAAGACGGUCUCUGUGGAGAAAUGGUGGAGUUCCAGUAUUUACCUACCGUCAAACUCAGCAAUAAGGCCUUCGAAAAGAAAUUCAGGUUCGAUCCGAGCAACGAGCGUUAUUUAAGGAGAGUCUUCAAUGAAGAUGUCAUUAAACAAUUGAUGGGAUCCGGUGAGGUCAUUUCAGAAUUGGAAAGGGAAUGGGAGCAACUGCAGAAGGAUAGGGAAGCGCUCAGACAAAUUUUCCCUAGCGGCGAUUCUAAAGUUGUAUUACCCUGUAAUUUGCAUAGAAUGAUUUGGAAUGUACAGAAAAUUUUCCAUAUCAAUAAGAGGGCUCCAACCGAUUUAUCGCCGGUCAGAGUAAUUCAAGGUGUACGAGAAUUAUUGAGGAAAUGUGUCAUAGUAUCAGGUGAAGAUAGGCUUUCAAAACAGGCGAAUGAAAACGCCACAUUACUUUUCCAAUGUUUGGUGAGGUCUACAUUAUGCACAAAGUGUGUGGCAGAGGAGUUUAGAUUGAGCACUGAAGCUUUUGAAUGGCUAAUUGGCGAAAUUGAAACACGGUUUCAACAAGCUCAGGCAAAUCCUGGUGAGAUGGUGGGUGCUUUGGCCGCCCAGUCACUCGGAGAACCGGCCACUCAGAUGACAUUGAACACUUUCCACUUUGCUGGUGUAUCCUCCAAAAACGUAACAUUGGGUGUGCCGCGUCUUAAAGAAAUUAUUAAUAUUUCGAAGAAACCUAAAGCUCCCUCACUGACUGUAUUUUUAACUGGGGCUGCAGCCCGUGACGCUGAAAAAGCUAAAAAUGUGUUGUGUCGAUUGGAACACACAACGCUUAGGAAGGUAACUGCUAACACCGCCAUCUACUACGAUCCUGAUCCGCAGAAUACGGUAAUCCCAGAAGAUCAAGAAUUCGUUAAUGUGUAUUACGAAAUGCCUGAUUUUGAUCCUACCCGUAUUUCACCAUGGUUGCUUCGUAUAGAGUUGGAUCGAAAGAGGAUGACGGAUAAGAAACUUACUAUGGAACAGAUAGCCGAAAAAAUUAACGCCGGGUUCGGUGACGACUUGAACUGCAUAUUUAAUGACGACAAUGCUGAAAAACUAGUGCUACGUAUCCGUAUUAUGAACAGUGAUGAUGGGAAAUUCGGCGAGGGAGCAGACGAAGAAGUCGAUAAAAUGGAUGACGACAUGUUUUUGAGGUGUAUUGAAGCUAACAUGUUGAGCGACAUGACUCUUCAAGGUAUUGAAGCGAUUUCUAAGGUAUAUAUGCAUCUGCCACAAACGGAUUCGAAAAAGAGAAUUGUGAUUACCGAAGCUGGUGAAUUCAAAGCUAUCGCUGAAUGGUUGCUGGAAACUGAUGGUACCAGUAUGAUGAAAGUUCUCAGUGAAAGAGAUGUAGAUCCCGUACGUACAUUCUCUAACGACAUUUGCGAAAUCUUCUCCGUAUUGGGUAUCGAGGCUGUGCGAAAAUCAGUGGAAAAAGAAAUGAACGCUGUAUUGUCGUUCUACGGUUUGUACGUAAACUAUCGUCAUUUGGCUUUGCUUUGUGACGUAAUGACAGCCAAAGGUCAUUUGAUGGCCAUCACUCGUCACGGUAUUAACAGGCAGGAUACGGGCGCUCUUAUGAGAUGUUCCUUCGAAGAAACAGUGGACGUGCUGAUGGAUGCCGCUUCACAUGCCGAAGUAGACCCCAUGAGAGGCGUCUCUGAGAAUAUUAUUUUGGGACAAUUGCCCAGAAUGGGAACAGGUUGCUUCGAUUUGUUGCUGGAUGCUGAAAAAUGUAAGAUGGGAUUGUCGAUACCUCAGGCAAAUGGCGGUGACAUAAUGAAUUCGGGCAUGUUCUUUGGAUCCGCGGCUACACCUAGUAUGAGCCCCGGAGGUGCCAUGACUCCUUGGACUCAAGCUGCUACUCCUUAUCUAGGAAACGUCUGGUCUCCACACAAUUUGAUGGGAAGUGGUAUGACACCAGGAGGCCCGGCUUUCUCACCUUCAGCAGCUUCCGACGCAUCGGGCAUGUCUCCAGGAUAUGGAGCUUGGUCUCCAACACCAAACUCACCAGCCAUGUCUCCGUACAUGGCGUCUCCGCACGGGCAAAGUCCAUGUUACAGUCCAUCGAGUCCAGCGUUCCAACCGACAUCCCCCUCCAUUACACCCACAUCUCCAGGUUAUUCACCUAGCUCCCCAGGUUAUUCACCUACAAGUCCCAAUUACAGUCCUACAAGUCCAAGUUACUCGCCGACGAGUCCCAGUUACAGUCCUACGAGCCCGAGUUACUCUCCUACAAGUCCGAGUUACUCACCCACUUCUCCUUCAUAUAGUCCGACUUCCCCAAGCUAUUCGCCUACUUCCCCUUCAUACAGUCCCACAUCGCCAAGUUACUCACCUACUUCUCCAUCAUACAGUCCUACUUCACCGAGUUACUCUCCUACUUCUCCGUCAUAUAGUCCCACUUCUCCCAGUUAUUCACCUACUUCUCCAUCCUACAGCCCCACUUCACCGAGCUACUCCCCUACUUCUCCGUCCUACAGUCCCACAUCUCCGAAUUAUUCUCCAACAUCUCCAAAUUAUUCACCAUCCUCACCGAGGUAUACUCCUACAUCUCCGAACUACUCAUCAACUUCUCCCAGCUAUUCACCUUCUUCACCACAGUACUCGCCCGCUUCUCCGAGUUACUCGUCAUCCUCACCAAAAUAUUCACCAACAUCUCCGAGCUACUCCCCAACGUCUCCGUCGUUCGGAGGAGGAAGUCCACAAUAUUCUCCUACGUCGCCGAGUUAUUCACCGACCUCUCCAAAUUAUUCACCUUCUAGUCCUCAACACACUCCGGCUGCGAGUUCACGUUAUUCACCAUCCUCUCCAAAUUAUUCCCCCAGCUCACCGACUUACUCCCCAACAUCUCCCCAAUAUUCCCCACAUAGCACUAAAUAUUCUCCUACUUCCCCUACUUAUACGCCUACUUCACCGUCUUAUUCACCAGCUUCUCAAGCAUAUUCACCAAAUCCUCCCAGAUACUCGCCCUCGUCACCUAGUUAUUCACCGACCAGCCCCGGGCAGGAUCAAGAUUAAUUAAAAUAGAUAUAGUAGUUUAUUAUGAAUUAUUUUAAUUGAUUAAUUUUUACAUGUUAAUAAAUUUUACUACAAGGUUUGGAACCAAUUACGACAUAAAAAGAAUUGCAAAAAGACUGUAAUUAAGUGAUGGUUUUAUUAUUGAAUAUUGAGAGGAAGCAUUUCUCAUGUUUAGUGUAUAUAGAAUAUUUUAUUAUAUAAAAAUGUUCCAGAACAUUCUUUAAUAAAAAACGAUAGUUUAA
Molecule: messenger RNA, 5966 nt
Organism: Aethina tumida (small hive beetle)
Lineage: Eukaryota; Metazoa; Arthropoda; Insecta; Coleoptera; Nitidulidae
Gene: RpII215
Product: DNA-directed RNA polymerase II subunit RPB1
Exons: 9
Coding region: 28-5724 (1898 amino acids)
Biological process (GO): transcription by RNA polymerase II
Cellular component (GO): RNA polymerase II, core complex
Molecular function (GO): DNA binding
Source: RefSeq, a predicted model, not a curated record